Molecule: messenger RNA, 1986 nt
Organism: Adineta ricciae
Lineage: Eukaryota; Metazoa; Rotifera; Eurotatoria; Adinetida; Adinetidae
Source: the annotation of a GenBank genome assembly
AUGAUACCACAGAUUCAGCAAUUAUUGCCGCUAGAAACAAACGUAUCAGGAAGUUGGUUAAACACACAUUUUCCGUCAGAGUCACUUGUGACGACAACCAAUAAACUCCUAUCGCCACCAAUUUCCAUUACACCGACAUCAAUCUGCACUGAUUUAUCUGAGAGUGAUUACCAACCGGUCGAUCUUUCCUCGACAGCACUACGUAAAUACUCUCUUUCAUCGCCACCAUUAUCCAAUCUAAAUAGUGAAUCUGUUGAUUUAAUCGAUUCCUUGAUGGCUCCAUCGAAUCCUGAAAAACAACAGUUUCUUCCUGCAUCUCGCUCGGUAUUUAAAACCAAUAAACAAUGUUCAAAUUUUAGUAUCGAACAUAUUCUCUCUUCAUCAUUUCGUUCGCCAACCUAUGAACUACUUUCCAUCGGAUACCGACAUAUUCCAAGUAUAUUUUCCAAGACAAAACUUCGUCAUUUCUCUGAUCAUUAUCUUCAUCGAAUACUUCAUCGAAGAAAACGGCAAAAGCAUGGAAAUAUAUCUUCAUCAUCACAUGAUUCUCAGCAACCUCAAGGAACACUUCUGCGAUAUAUAUUCGACUUUUAUAAUGAUUUAGUCAAACGACAAAAUCAGAUAAGCAAAUCUGAGAAUUUCUGUACAAUCGAUGCUUUGGAACAAUUAGCUGAGAUUGCAUGUAAACUUGAUACACGUCAGACACGAUCACUACUGAAUGAAACUAGUUUAACAUCGAAAAAUUACGAUUUAUUGUUAGAACAAUGCUAUCGAAUGAUCCAACAGAUUGAUCGAAAAUAUCAAAAGAAGAAAAUUCUCAAACGGUCUUAUCGAAAUUUGAGAGUGAAUAUCAAAAAUCGAUUUCUCCAUUUCAUCAUCUCAGUAAUAAAUAUCUUACAAGCGAAGAAAAACAUCUUAUCCAACUCGACGAAUUGUCAUUUCUUACUGUCAGAUAUUCGAAGGAGGAAAAUGAAAAGAUCAAUCUGUUUUCGUCUGAAGCCUAACCGAAUUACCCCCAAUUUGGACAUACUGAUACCAAACGAUGGUUUCCUUUAUGAAGCAACUAUUCAACCCGUUGAUAAUUAUGAUGAUUUAUUACUCGUACGAUUGCAUCAUGAACGACAAACGUAUCUGAUACCCAUCCAUGAUUUAUGUCGUUUGGCAUGUCCGAAAAUGAUUCCUGAAGACUUCCAGAGUCUAUCAAAAGGUCUACGUGUUUGUGCCUUUUGGAGUACGAGUUUACGUGGACUUCACCCGGCGACUAUCGAUAAAAUACCCAGUGAAAUCGAUGAAUCAUCAACAGUUGGAUUAAUAUUUGAUGACGGUGAUAUUGGUUUAAUUAAACUUCAUGAAAUACGUCUGCUACCGGAUGAUUAUGAUAUUAAAGGAAUUAAUCUCGACGAAUGGCGUAUCACUUCCUAUCAACUUCCUUCUACGUCUUCUUCAAGUUCGUCGUCAUCGAGCCGUCGAACAUCACGUAGAGUAUCGUCGAACGUAUCUAAUAGUACAACUGAUUCUGUUAAACGGUUAAGACCAGUAAGAACAUCUCCAAUCAAAGUUCCUCCAUGGACAUUAAAUUUUCGAAAUUCUACUAUACGUCGUCAUGACAAUAAAGAAACUAUUCGAGUUGGUGAUUGUAUUGUAUUACACGGUGUCGAUAAAUCGUUAUCCUAUAUUGGUAAGGUGCUGAGAUUCUACCAUAACAAGUCAACUGAACAAGAUAUGGUUAAAAUUCAAUGGUAUUACAGUCCACAUGAAACACCGAAGGGACUGCGAAAAACUGAUCUAACUGGCGCUCUUUAUGAAAGUACGCAUAUUGAUGAAAAUCCUAUCGCAAGUAUAAAAUACAAAGGUACAAUCUACGAAUCGUACGACGAUUAUGUAAAGGCAACGGAUUAUGGUAAACGAAGAGGAGAGGCCGACUUCUACCUUGUUGGACAUUACAAUCCAACAUCAGGUACGUUGAAGCGGUAUGAUGGUCAAUAA